AUCUGGCCUGCAUUUUAUGAGUAUACACUUCAUUAUUUGAUUUCACUGCGAGCAUUAACAGGGAUUUUUCAAAUUAAAUUCCAUAGUUGACAGGUUGAGAAUCUUCAUAGGUGGAGCGGCAAGAAUUACUUGAACAUAAUCCCUAUCAUAAUCACGGACGUGUCGUGCCUCUAAAUCUUUCGUCGCUACUUAUGUACAUCUCUUCAUGAAGUUUCCCAGUCGUAAUACAGUCAUAUCGGCGAGGCGAUUGACGUGGUUGUUAUCACGGUCCUGCAGGUAACUGAUAACGAGCAACGUCGACAAGACCAGUUUAGUCCUACGUUCGUUCCCGCGAAACACGGACUUUGUUCACGUCGAUGCGCGUGUCACGUAUUUAACAAUGACAGUGUCGGUUUUCGCUGGUUCGCAAAAGACACCGCUGCGUCGUUAACAAUUGUGUAAUCGUGCAGUAAACUCCAUAUUGUGUGUUUUCCUACAUAAAAAAGAAAACAUUUCUUAAUUACAUGCGAUCUGUGUCUACAAUGACAAUUAAGUGGUAAUGAAUUUACGCGAACUACACUUGAGGAGACGUAGCAAACAUUGGAACAUUACAACGUCUUCGAAGUAUAGUUAAAAUGUACGUAUAAAAAUGCAAAGUACAAUUUAUCAGCAAUGAAGAAUUAUUUGAUCGUACGAAAAGAGGCGAAUGAAUUUUAAGUUUACAGGUGUUGUCGUAAAUCUGUUCGAAUUGAACGAUAUAAAUAAUAAACGGAAGGGUAGUUUUAUUUUGAGAGAAGCAAUCUAACAAGUCGGUUAAAGAACAGUUGAAAGAAAUUUAAUUAACAAACCUUACCUUUUUACAUCAAUGUAAAUUCGAAAUCUACUAUAUAUGAAAUCGAAAUGUUUGUUAGAAAGAGAAUAAGAAGGAUAUCAUACAGAAUACUGUUUAAACAUGCAUACUACGAUGUAUAAAAGUGAUAGAAAAAAGAAAUGUGGAUCACAGAAUUCACACGGUGAACAAUAAUUUCAUAAUGGGUGGAAAAAUACACUUAAUAAAUCUGUUCUCAAUUACCCUUCGGCUAAUGAAUAAAUCUUCCACCAUUUACUAAAGAUUUUCACAAGGAAGAAGGAUUCCAUUAUUCCUGAAAAGCAUCGGUUUACGUAAUACCCUGACAAAAGGUCUUCCUUCGAACGUAACAGGUUCGAUUCUAUUGAAGCCAAUUAAUUCCGUCCAAUUAACAUCGCACAACGCCAAUUACGGGCUCGUCAAGUCGUAACUACGACGAGACGCCGUGUCAUUAUUCUGGAAAUAAUAGUUUUUGCUCCUCAGAAUCUCGAACUGUCCAUAGCUUAGAAGGAAACACAAAUUUGAGUAUUUUAUUUAUUCACAAUUAUCUCUGAUUUGUAGAAAUUCGGACAGAUCAACAUUCGGUACAAUAUACACCGAUAGCGCUGUCUGCUUCGAGCGCGCACGUUCACCGUAAAAAAGUCAGUUUUACAGUAAAACUGAGUGAUACCCUGUACACUCAACUGGAAGGGAUUAUCUGUUGAAUGGUCGCAAUAGUGAAGGAGAAAGAUCAUUAAACGUUAGUGCAUUACGAAACAAUCGCACUUUAUCGCGUUUCAUAAAGUUAACGAGAGUUAACGUUCCAUGUGUUAAAUGUUCUAUUGAUCUUAAGAUAAUAUUAAAAGUAUCAUUUAUAUGCAAAGAAUUAAGAAAGAACAAUGAAGAAUGAAAAAUAAAUAAGAGAAGUCUAAGAAAGUUUCUGAAGAUUUCAGCAUUAAUAUUAAUUAAAGAUUAAUAAUUGUUUAAAGUUAGAAAUUUGAGUAACAAGUUAUGGCUGAUAGACCAAUAUAAUAACCACUCUGCAAUAAAACGUGUCGCCCAAUCGAACAACAGAACAGUCCAAUUACAGAAGCUGCUCUCAUUAAAAUGAUUCUUCAAAAUUCUUCACUACGGGCGUAAUUGAGUCCUCUAUUUGCUCGGCUAACAGUCGGAGUCAAACAACGCGAAUGCAGGUGACUGUACCAAUAAGAACACCGCUGAUCGAUGAGUCACCGUAACAGUAUCUCGCCAAGAACUAACAUUUUUGAAAGUGGAAUACAUUCAUCACCUAGAAAUUCACACAGAAUUAAAAAAAAAGAAAGAAUAAAUAAAAGAACCGAUCAACCCAAGAACUAGAAUUUCUGAAAUAGAAAUCCAUCAUCCAGAAAUACACACCCAAUUAAAGAAAAAAAGGAGCAAACAAAUAAUCGAACCGAUUAACCGAUGAUUCACCCUCGCGAAGGUGACCUCUUAUCCCAAGCGUGAGAAGAGAAUCAGUUAAAAAUUCGUUGUGGGCGAGAACGAACAAUCAUCGGGAACAAUGUCAUGCAGGAAGAAGAUAGACUCGAAACUGUGGCUGGAGUACACCCAGACGAUGGAAACCGAGGUGCGAACGCUCAAGCAGGAGCUUGUUCGUACCCAAGAAGCUCUGAAGGCUGCUACGAAGAGGUGCCGCGACCUGGUGAAAGAACUGGACAAUCGCACCGCGAGUCAUGAGUCCGAGAGAAGCCUCCGUGACCAGCAACUGUCGCGAAUACUUCGUGCCCUGCUCGUCCUGGAGGCGCGGCUCAAACAGGAGCAGAAAUCGAUCAGACAGCUGCUCUGCGAGAAGGACAACGUCAUCAGGAACCAGCAGCUCGAGAUCGCGAGGCUUAGGCGUUACACGAAGAACUACAUCAAAUGCAAACGAGAGCAGACCCUUGGUAAAUCCGUGAUGAACAUGGAGACCGCGGCUACGAUUGAGGAAUGCCACUUACAGUCGUCCAAUGUCGAAGCGGACCUUAGGCAAGACAAUAGUAUUAGCAAGGACAUCCAGACGCUGAAAUGCGAAAUAAUCACGAAGCUGAAUCCGUCGGAAGUACCUGUUACGCUCGAGGGGUUGGACAGGGGAGUGAAAAAGACCCACAGCUUCGCCGGCAGCGAUAUCUCGAAAACGAGUCUAACUAGUAGCGAGAACACGGACGUCUCCAUUAUCACGACUACCACCGAAGGCAGUCCGUCGUUGCUCAGCACAGAGGGUUUCUGCGAAGGUGAGAGCACGGACGUCUCUCCAGGUUCGACGCUGAAUAAAUCCAGCAGGUGUACACCGACUCUGGUAACCGAUAGCGAAAACGAGACCACGAUGAUAUUCGAUGACAACGACGAUGAAGAAAUCAUGAUCACGGAGAAAAGCUCAAAAUUGGUGAAGAAGAAGACGGGUAUAGGCAGAUUGAAACCUCAGCAAGCUUGCAAAGAGACGGAAGUGAUAGAGCCAACGAACAUCGCGAGGACCGAGAGCAAGGAUGAUGGAAUGGACUGUAAUUUUGCCUCAGAAGACGAGGAAAAGGAACAGGAACCCAUUUACGUUAACGCCUGCAACGAGACUAAUACUAGGAACUUGGAGCAAGCUGAGAAUAUCGUGUCGGAGCCAAUGAAAACGAACGAGGAUUAUAGUAAUAAUAACAGUAAUGAUGACGGUGGUAAUAACAACACUCAUGAAAAUAGCAUAACCCAAAAAAUGGAAAUUGAGGAACAAAACGUGGAAGAAACCAGCGGGAACUGGUACAGCGAUCCAGACGAGGAUAGAAUUAAUGACGACGUUUUUAGGCACAGCACAUAUCGACCAAAUAGCAAUCAUAAUUCCGUCUUGGAAUGCGUGAAUCAGAUUCUUUUGAGAGAUAUGGAAGAGGAGGAAAGCAUUCUUUCUGUACCUAGAAGAUUCAAACAUCGAGCAAGAAUUGUUCGAUUUCAACCAGCAAGAUUGUCCGACAUUGAGUCAGUGGGCUCGGAAAUGGAAAGAAAAAAUUCAGAAGAACCUAUCACAGAACAAGAAGUACCAACUACUGAAUUCAACGAUGUCCCUGCAAAUAGUUUCGAGCCUUCUGCUACAGAGGAUGAAUUUGGAAUGAGCCUUACCCAAACUGUUCCUACGAAUGUUACUACAAAAAUCACCAGUCAUGAGGCAAGUCUGGAAGAUGAUUCUGAAGAAACAAAAGCUAUUCCUAUUAUAAUAAUAGAGCCAAAGGUAGAAGUUGAAGAAUCAAGGCACACAUUCCCCUGUUCACAGGGACAGAAAUCAAAAGCAUCAGUCAGUACAACAAAUCCUCCUUUGAAGUUAGAAAUGAUCGAGGAAAAGACUUGUUUGCAAAUUUCUUCUAAGGGAUUGACCAUAGCAAAGAACCUUGAUUACGAAGACAUUGAGUCUCUCCCGGAGAUCAUAUCGCCUCCUCCUAAAACACCACCGGCGUUACCACCUAAACCGCAAUUCAAAAAUAAUACGUUAAUAUUGAAAAAAAUUCCUAGUCCCUCAUUUCUGAUCGACGAAACACGGAAGAAGCAACAGUUGCUUGAAUCUGGUUCAUCCGAACACAGUAAAAAAAUUUUCGGUUUCAUAUCCUCCCCUUUGAAAUCGGCAGGAAUAAAUAUAACCUCUGCAAGAAGUUUAAAUUUCGAAGAAGACAUUAAUAAAGUCACAGGAACGAACGAGGAAGGAAAUUUCUGGAAGAACAGGUUUAAUAAUGUUCGUUCUUCUUUCCAAACACGACAAAGUAGUCAUGAAACCAAUGGACAACAAGCCAGAAAAGUACCAAGGGUGACUAACAUUGUCCGCCAUUUUGAAGAAUUUAAAAUCGGUGGUGAAUCUGAAGAACAAACGAAGGAAAGGAAUAAAAUGAAGGAGAAGCAUGUUCAUUCCGAGUUCGACCAAGAAUUCGACAUUAGGCAAAACUUUGAAGAGUUCAAUCUUGAUGAGUGCAAUUUAUCUGAUGAUCCUGAUAGGCCAGAAGGCGAUGGUUCAGAGAGGCUCGGCAAUCUUGGGACCACGGUUAAUCAGAGCGAAAAAACUGCCACAACCAAAGACAAUAAUAAUGUUCCUGUUACUACAACAACCAAUUUGAGUAGCGGUUACGAUCACUUCCUGGAAGCAACGGGUCUGAGUAAUAAAUCUAUAUUGACACCCUCAAGGUUACUGAGUAAUCACAAAAGUAUGCUGAAACCGAAAGACGUGAAGUAUAAGAAUAAAAUUAAAGCAACCGCUGUAUUAGAAAAGCAUGGUGUUUCUUCUACCAAUAAUACUACUCAUGUUAGACACUGGACUGGACCGUUUGUCUGACGACUGGCCCAAGUUUUCCCGACAAACCUAUUUCGACAAGAAACUUGUGAUGAAGGGAGAUAAUUAAUUUAUUUAGAAUAAUUACUCCCGUGAUGAAACUGAAAACAAAUAAGGAUUACGAACUGUAAUAUGCGAAUACAGUUUAUCCUUAAAUUGAAUAUAAAAUAUAACACUGUAAAUUAUUAUGAAUAUUCCUCUUAUAAUGCGAUGCUUUUCACAUUUUUUGUUUCAUGAAAAAUGUGAGAGACAUAGGAAUUAAUUUAUUUAUAACAGCUUCCAUUUGAAAAAUAUUUCGAUGUGUUGUAUAUUUUAAUAAGAUAUUUCUUACAUAUUUAUAACAUCACUAAUGAAGAUAGUAAAUGAAGCAAUUCAUAGUGACUUAUUUUAACUUAGCUUUUCUUGCUGUGAGAUCGCGAGUAAAUUUGUUUAUCGCGAAUAAGAUUACUUAUAGAGACGGCAACUUAUAGCGGGAACAUUUCUUGUUCCGUUGUUUUCUACCAUAGAAAUAUCAAGUAAUGGAGAGUCGUAUAUAUGAUUAUGAAAUAAAAUAUGAAGAAUGAAUGAAAUCUGUGAGAUAUAUUAAAUGUUUGCAUUUAAAUCGAUUUAUGACAUCAUAAUUAACCUGUAAUUACAUUGUUAUUACAUACCGUAUGUUAUGUUUUGCUGAAAGUGAAUGAUCAAAUUUCAAAUAGUAAUUUAAUCUGUAUAAUUUAAUGUGUAUAUACAAGUAUACAUUUUUUUCUGUUAUUACUUCGCCUUUGGAGCAACUAAUUACGGGUGAAAUUUCUAUUUCUCAGUGUAAACAGUAUAAAAACAAAGUAUAUACACACUAUACAAGCAUGAAAGUGCUGUACCCUACUAAUUAUAUGUAUUGAUACAAGUCAACUUGAGGAUAAAAAUAAGAAUGUACUUGUUUUCUUUUUUGUUGGAAAUAAAAUUAGAGAUGACUUUAUUGAAAGAAUCUUGCAUUUGAUUAAGAAAUAGGAGUACACCAGUACAAUCUUAAAUAUUCUGUAAUGAUUUAUAAACAACUAGAACAUAUGAUACAAUCAUAUAUAACUUCUACUAUCUAUAAAAAUACAACGCAACUCUAUAAAAAUACAAUACUAACUGUCACUGGUAUCAAAAUCUAAAUAGGACAUGGAAGAAAAAAGUAUAUCGCAAAAUGGACAUUAUUAAAUUCGAACAUCAUCCCACUGAUACAUAUUAAAAGGAUUCCAUUUUCGCGGGUUAGUAAUCACUCGUUCAGGCACUCUAUUACACUUGGCUAGUGCUAUAUUAUCAAUACGAAUGUAUAGAUAUAGCUGUAAAAUUGCAUGAAGAAUCAUACAAUUAGUUUGGCACAGUGGCUUCUUCAAGUUUCUCUUUCCGCACGAAAAUCGUAACAGAACUGAAAAUAAAACCAAAUAUAUCAUAUAGUAAAGGCGUAAUUGUACUAACGUGUAAAUGAUACUAAUUCAAUUUUCAUCUUACUUCCUUGUCCAAGUCUUUCUGGGACCAGACUUUGAUCACAGGAAGUUUAUCCUGUAAAUGAUGUAAUCGUUAAAAAUAGAUAAUAAUCUAUUUACAGCUUAACUGUUAAGUUUACUUACAAUAGAGGAAUCAGAAUGAACACUUAAACGUGGAUUAAGGACGAAUGGAACUCCAUCCAAAUCUGAAGACCCCGGCAAUGUACCAUAAAUUGAUGUGGCCCCUGCAAUUGAUGUUGUAGGUGGUUGUGGGGCUGGUCUCGUGGGCCUGAUCUUUGCACUAGGACUUAAAAUUUUAUAAUCUCUGUCGCUAGACUCGUCUGCGUCCUUUCCCGCAUUUCCUCCAAUUUGUGGGUAAAUUCCAUUUGUUGGUUUUGGUGAGAACUUUGGUUUUGGUGGCCUUUCAGGAGCUAUUCUAUGUGGCAUUCCAUUUGAUGGAUUCGGUGAUGCAUUUUGAAGUAAACUGAAUAAAGUAAAAUGAUAAACGUUAUAAUAAAUAAAUAUUCACUUAAAAGUUAGAUUAAAAGUUAAAUAUUCGGUUUAUAAUUAUUAUCCACAUGCAAAUAUGUUUUUAACUAUUUUUUAAAUGGAGUUGAUAUUCACUCUAUAUUAACAUAUGAUUGCGAGCUGGAAUUCCCAUUUGCAAUAUCCACAGUUUUGUAGCAAACACAAACUCCGUUUAUGACACUAAAAAAUUGAUAGUUUAAAUAUGAAAAACAAAUGAAUAUAUAAAUCAGCUUUCUAUUACAACGUUAAAAAUGUUAGUGCUUACCCAGCAGCUACAAAACCGUUUGGAGCCAUUUUAGACGUAUAUACCUUAUGCAUAACCCUACUACAUAUAAUAAUAUCUGUAACUGCUUUCGAACAUAAUUCUUUAUUUCUAAUUUUAUAGCACAACUGUUUCUUUCUCCAUGCCUUUUGGGCUAAAAUCGAUUAUUAAAAUGUACUAGGCAUAAAUGCAAU
Molecule: messenger RNA, 7546 nt
Organism: Nomia melanderi (Alkali bee)
Lineage: Eukaryota; Metazoa; Arthropoda; Insecta; Hymenoptera; Halictidae
Source: RefSeq, a predicted model, not a curated record